Aspergillus japonicus CBS 114.51 is the source of this 678-nucleotide messenger RNA. RefSeq names its product oxidase ustYa family protein. Gene Ontology annotation, biological process: mycotoxin biosynthetic process. The coding region runs from base 1 to 678 and encodes 225 amino acids. The transcript has 4 exons. NCBI's taxonomy places the organism in Eukaryota, Fungi, Ascomycota, Eurotiomycetes, Eurotiales, Aspergillaceae. The record is from RefSeq and is a predicted model, not a curated record.
AUGUUCAAUCUCCGGCCCCGCUAUGAGCCCUUAAACCCGAACUUUGACCCCAGUCGGUUGCGCACUCGUCUGGUACCGCAGCGCUGCUAUCUGGUAGUAUGGCUGAUCACCAUCGUUAUCGCGGCCGGCAUCGGCGGCCUUAUUGGGAGCCAUCUUGAUCAUCAUAGACCAUGCCAGCCUUCCCCUGGAUAUUCGAAUCCCUCCAUCCCACUGCGAACCCACAAAGAAGUCUUCACCUACAACCGCACCUUUGGAGCUGAUCCCCGCGAGGAUGCCAACACCCAAGCGGCUUGGGAUUCGAUCGUUCCGCUCGGCCAAGGGACCGUCCGAUACCCUACGCCCGAUACCGACCAGAUCUAUUACACGGUAUCGGUGGUCCACCAGUUACAUUGCCUAUGGUCGAUCCACCAGAGCUACUAUGGGGUGAUGAGUGUGAACCACAGCGCCCAGCACGCCGUUCACAAGGAGGAGGAGGAGCACAUCCCACGGCACAUGCGGCACUGUUUCGACUACCUGCGGCAGAGCCUGAUGUGCGCGGCCGACGCGACGCUGGAGCCGGUGGAUGCCGCGCUCGGCGGCGUCACCGGGUGGGGAGCGGAGCGCGUGUGUCGCGACUACGCGGCGCUGGCGGCGUGGGCGGAGGAGCGGCGGGUGAGUGAUGCGCGGGGGUUUGAGUGA